Molecule: messenger RNA, 702 nt
Organism: Gigantopelta aegis
Lineage: Eukaryota; Metazoa; Mollusca; Gastropoda; Neomphalida; Peltospiridae
Product: small integral membrane protein 7-A-like
Exons: 5
Coding region: 109-336 (75 amino acids)
Source: RefSeq, a predicted model, not a curated record
CCUAACAGGUGGCAGAAUUGUAUUUCCUGAAACCGUGGCCAAAUGCAUUUGGAUAGAAAAGUGUCAUUUUUUUGUUAUUGAUAUUAGUUAUGCAAAUAUUCUACAGUUAUGAUAUCUGAUUUAAUUCUUUUUGGGACCCUUCUUGUCAAUGCAGGGGCGGUCCUGAAUUUCAAACUUAAAAAAUCUGUUGAAGAUGGUUCAUUUGGUAUAGUUGGAGAGCCAACAACAGGUGACAAGAUUCGUGAAUUUCUGCUGAGUCUGAGACAUUUGAGAAUAUUCAUUGCUUUGUGGAAUAUUCUGGUGAUGUUUCUUAUGUUGGUGUUUUUCAGUCACUGAGCCCCGAGAUGAAGGAGAAUUCCAACCUGUCAGUUAAAAUGAUGUUACCUACAAGAGAAAAUACUUACACUGUGGCACAUCGGCUAUAUUUACAUGUUUUGACCUGAAUGGACAAGAAGUAAAGCAUGAUAAUUCCCCUAUUCUGGGUUAUUUCCCUUUAUGAAAAUCUCUGGUUGUGAGUUUCAGCUUACAUGGGGUAAAAUAACGGGCAGCACGAUUCUCAGUUUAUAUUGUAGAAAUUAAAUUUAAAAAAAUUGAUAAAAAUUAAAAUGUAACAUCACAAAAUGUGUAAACAAAACUUUUCUUGUACAAGUAUAGUUAUAGUUUUAUGCUAAUUGAUUUGCCAAUAACUACUUGAAUUCUAAA